GGGUGUCCACCCUUCUUUCGACAGAGCUCUUUGGGAUGCAAUGGCUUGGCACAUGAAUAGACCGUCCAUGACCUGCAACAAUACACUGGCUUCUGACAACAUGCAGUCUUCCGCGGAUGACGUGGCAUCCGGGAGGAACGGGGGUGGUGAAGGGAGUGCAGGGGCGAUUGGUGGGAAGAGGAACGUUCGAGAUCCGUCUGAUGGUUCUGAUGGUGGCACGAAGACAAGGAGGACAGGAUCCGGCAAGGUCAGGGGAAAUGGGGACGAUGAAUCCAGCUCAUUAGUAUCGAAGGCAAUGGAGGAGUCGACGCGCGCAUACUGUGAUGGACUGCAGCAAGCUGCAUUGACUUUGGCCAAGGCAAGCACGAAGGGUGCGGAGAUAGUCGGUGUACGGAUAGGGGAGAUGGCAGGGAAGAUUGGUGCUGUCGCUGAUGCAAUGGUGGGAUCAAAUGACGUGCUCUCGCAACUGGUCGGGGUUUUGGCAGGUCGGAGGCAAGGAACCCGAAGGGGGGAAUGGGCGGGCGAUGAAUCUCCUUAGCAUCGGAUGUAGCUUGGACGA
Molecule: messenger RNA, 559 nt
Organism: Chara braunii
Lineage: Eukaryota; Viridiplantae; Streptophyta; Charophyceae; Charales; Characeae
Source: the annotation of a GenBank genome assembly